Molecule: messenger RNA, 1421 nt
Organism: Petromyzon marinus (sea lamprey)
Lineage: Eukaryota; Metazoa; Chordata; Hyperoartia; Petromyzontiformes; Petromyzontidae
Source: RefSeq, a predicted model, not a curated record
UCCAGGGCACGUCUAGUGAUAUGCAAAUCAAACUGAAAGACUUCCUGCUUCCUUGUCACCUAUUUAUGUGGCUUGUUCCUCGUUUAGCGUCUCAGACGCAGCCAGCGACUGCAUGAGAAACAGAGACUGCUUGAGAUACAGAGACUGUCUGAGCUACAAACAGAGACUGUCUGAGAAACAGACAGAGACUGGCUGAGAUACAGACAGAGACUGCCGGAGAUAUAGAGACUGCUUGAGAUACAGACAGAGGCUGUUCUAUAGCCAGAGACUGUCUGUGCUACAUCAAGCGACUGCUUGAGCUGCAGCCAGCGACUUCCUGAGCUACAGCCAGCGACUGCCUGAGCUACAGUCAGCGACUCCCUGAGCUACAGCCAGCGCCCGUCUCUGAGCGGAGCCACAGGGCCAUGGCGAGUGCAACUUCCAGUAGUAAGGAGGCUCCAGGUGAGUUGACCUGCCCCAUCUGCCUGGACGCCUUCCGCUGCCCCUGCACGCUCAGCUGCGGCCACUCGUUCUGCCUCGAGUGCGUGGAGGGCGCCUGGGAUGCGGCCGAGUACUUCUCCUGCCCACAGUGCCGAGUGACCUUCCCUCGGAGGCCCAAGCUGAACAAGAGCGUGACGCUCACCAACCUCAUCGAGCAGCUGCGAGUGGCUGAGCCCAUGGCUGCCGAUGCCGCUGCUUCUGCUGUUUGCUGCGAUCAUUGCAGGAAGCCCGCAGUGAAGAUUUGCCUCAAGUGUGAGACGUCGUUCUGUAUGGCCCACGUCGCGCCCCACCGGCAGUUGGCAAAGUUUCGUGACCACGUCCUGGUGUCGCCCGGUGUGAACCUGGAGAAUCAACGGUGCGUGGAGCACGGUGACGAGUACCACUUCUACUGCGUUAACGACGGACGCCUCGUCUGCAGGGACUGCACCAUCACUGUGGAUCAUCGAGGGCACGAGCUCGUCACUCUGAAGGUGGAGCACGACAAACGAAAGGUGAGGAGGAGGUUCUCAUGGUCAUUGAGUAGUACCCACGAUACCACAGCAUCAGCUGAUGAACUCUGUCAUUGGCUCUCAACAGCAACAUCUAAUUAUAACGAAACCACAGCGAGUGGCUCAGACUCAUUUUAAAUUGGAUUAAAUAUUUUAUAUGCCCGUAAAUUUAUUUUUCAAACGAGUGUUUGAAGGGUAGAUUCAUAGUACAGUCGACCCUUCUGCAUCGCGACUUUCCCCAUCGCGGUUUCGAUAGAUCCCGGGGUCGGCAUAAGAAAUGAAAUGGGCAUUUUUGGGGAGCUUUGCGAAAGCCACAGACGACACGCAAAGGCCAGCAGAUGACACACAAAAAGUUUAGUAACUCAUAAAUGCAUUAAAUAUAUGUACAGUACUGUAUAAUAUUAAUGUAUUUUAUAUUUUAACUAGCUUGUUUGUCCGUCCAAUGAUGGGUGA